Molecule: messenger RNA, 753 nt
Organism: Bactrocera tryoni
Lineage: Eukaryota; Metazoa; Arthropoda; Insecta; Diptera; Tephritidae
Gene: RpL13A
Product: 60S ribosomal protein L13a
Exons: 3
Coding region: 65-682 (205 amino acids)
Biological process (GO): translation; negative regulation of translation
Cellular component (GO): ribosome; cytosolic large ribosomal subunit
Molecular function (GO): mRNA binding; structural constituent of ribosome
Source: RefSeq, a predicted model, not a curated record
CGGAACAUAACUUCCGUUGCACGAUGGCGAUACUCGUCCAUUUCUUUCCGUGCGGUUCUUUAACAUGACUGGUUUGUCGAAUAGGGCCGUUGUUAUUGAUGGUCGUGGCCAUCUGGUUGGCCGUUUGGCCUCCGUUGUUGCCAAAUACCUUCUUCAAGGAGGUAAAGUGGCAGUUGUACGUUGCGAGGAAUUGAACCUCUCUGGCCAUUUCUACAGAAAUAAAAUUAAGUACUUGGCGUAUUUGCGCAAACGCUGUAACGUAAAUCCUGCUCGUGGUCCAUAUCACUUCCGUGCUCCAUCAAGAAUUUUCUUCAAAGCUGUGCGAGGCAUGAUUCCACACAAAACCAAGCGUGGUCAAGCUGCACUUGCCCGUCUCCGCGUUUUCGAUGGUAUUCCACCACCAUACGACAAGCGUCGUCGUGUCUGUGUACCAAUCGCCAUGCGUGUCCUCACUCUGCGUUCUGACCGCAAAUACUGCCAAGUCGGACGUUUGUCAAGCGAAGUCGGCUGGCACUACCAAGAUGUCGUUAAGAGUCUGGAAAGGAAACGCAAGGCUAAGUUGCGUGUCACUCUGAAACACAACAGAAUCAUGAAGAAGUUGACUGUUAAGGCUCGCGAAAACAUUGCGAAGGUAGCGGAACCUUUCAACAAAAUCAUUAAAUCUUACGGAUACGAAGUUUAAAAUACGUACCCCUAAGUUUGUUUAAAAUGAUUAGAAUUCAUUUUUUAAUAAAAAGAAUAACAUAAGUAAAA